This is a messenger RNA of Maylandia zebra (zebra mbuna), 4309 nucleotides long. RefSeq names its product protein crumbs homolog 1. Gene Ontology annotation, molecular function: calcium ion binding. Gene Ontology annotation, cellular component: plasma membrane; protein-containing complex. Gene Ontology annotation, biological process: establishment or maintenance of epithelial cell apical/basal polarity; heterophilic cell-cell adhesion. Lineage: Eukaryota; Metazoa; Chordata; Actinopteri; Cichliformes; Cichlidae. The record is from RefSeq and is a predicted model, not a curated record.
GUGAAGAUGGAGGUGCACAUGCAAGUAUUUUCACCUGUGUUUGAUCCAAAAUAACAAACCUGCCAAAUAUUGAACAGUUUGUAGGAUUGUAAGGGACAAUGUUGAGAUUCAGCGUGUAUUUGUGCAUGCUGUGGUUGCUUUUUGCAGACACCGUCUCCAGCGAGGACAUCAGUGGAUGUGAACAGCAGCCAUGCCAAAACGGUGGUGUAUGUGAGAGCCACAAUGGAGGAUUCAGAUGCCUUUGCGCCUCUCAGAGCCAAAACGGGCAGCUGUAUGGUGGACAGAAUUGCACAGUUGCACUUACAGGCUGUAAUGAGAACCAGUGUGAAAAUGGAGGAGUGUGUUCUCCCUUAUUUGUGAACGAUCACCACAGUUACACAUGCAUCUGCCCUGCUGGCUUCACGAGCCCUAAAUGCCAGACUCCUACUGUUUUCUCAUUUGAGUCCAGAGGCUAUGUGUACAUACAGACGCCGCUCCUAGACCAAGAAGCUCCUCUUAACGUCACCUUCAGCUUCAGGACGGAACAACUGGUUGGCACCCUCUUACAACGCAGGGUGGACGAUCUGCUCUUCAGCAUCGAGCUGAUGCACGGGCAUCUCUGCCUCCUCAGCCUGAGAGGCCAAGGCUCCAGCACAUUGGUUCAAGAGCUUCCAGGAUAUUUGUCUGACAGCAAGUGGCACACAGUGGAAGCAUCUCUGGGUGGCGUGAUCAGUCUCAUCAGGCUGCUAUGCACUGAAGGAAGCUGCACCAGAGAGUCCAAUGCUGAAGUCCAGCUGCUUGAACAGGCCUCCUCUCUCCCUGAGCCCGAAGCAGUUCGUCACAGCCUCUUCAUUGGAGCAAUCAGUGGGAACUGGACACUGGGCAGGGCAGUGGAGGAAGCAGACUACCCUCCUGCUUUUCUGGGCUGCUUCAGAGAUGUGUUUGUAGACUCACGGCUGUUAUUGCCGGUUAUAGCGCCAGAAGGUUCACACAUCCAGGCGAACAUCACUGUGGGGUGCAGCGACAAAGACAAGUGUGACGACAGCCCGUGUCAGAACCGAGGCCGCUGUGUUAGCCAAGGCUGGAGGGGUUACCUUUGUGAGUGCCACAGGCCAUAUGAGGGAAACAACUGUGCAGAGGAGUACAUCACAGCCAGGUUUGGAAACAAAGACCUCGAGAGCUAUGCUGUGUUCUCAUUGGAUGAUGACCCAGGUGAUACUGUGAUCAUAUCCAUGUUCAUCCGCACCAGACAGUCCAGUGGUCUGCUCCUUAUCAUGACUAACACCACAAGCCAGUACCUCCGCCUGUGGUUGGAAGUGGGUAUGAUCAAAGUUCAGGUCAACAACUUUGAGACCCUGGUCGGUCGGGCUGUGAUCAAUGACGGCCAUUUCCACCUGGUGACUCUGAAACUGGAAGGAGUGGUAGCCACCUUGUUCCAGUCAGCCCAAAGCCAGGGCUUUAUACCCAUCAGGCUCAUCCAGGUCCAUCCUGGGGAUAUGGUUUAUGUCGGGGGGCUACCAGACUCAAGGGCAUCGGCUUCUUUUGGCGGGUACUUCAAGGGAUGCAUCCAGGAUCUGAGGAUUAACAACAAAAGACUGCAGUUCUAUCCAAUAUCAACUCCGGUAGAAUCGUACAACCUGGAACAACUCAUCAGCGUUGCAGAAGGAUGCAGCAGCGACAACGCCUGUGCUGUGAACCCCUGUCUUAACGGGGGAGUGUGUUACUCCAUGUGGGAUGAUUUCAUUUGCAACUGCCCCCCCAACACUGCAGGGCGGCGCUGUGAGGAGGUGAAAUGGUGCGAGCUGUCUCCCUGCCCAGCUGCUGCAAUGUGUCAGCCCCUCUCUCAGGGUUUUGAAUGCUUGUCUAAUGUGACAUUUCGGCUUGGAAGCAGCAUUCCACAAUACCGGAGCAAUGGAAAGAUUAAGCGCAGCCUGACCAGUGUCUCCCUCAGCUUCCGCUCAAGACGGCUUGCUGCCACAUUACUGCAUGCACACAAGGACUCAAACUACCUGACGGUCUCUCUCCUGAACUCUCAUGUGGUCAUGGAUCUCCAGGUUGGGGGUGACAAGGACAACGUGUCUAUUCAAAGCCAGACUCAGUUCAGUGAUGGAAAGUGGCACACUGUGAAGCUCAGCUUGGAAACCCAGGCAUCGACCUCCAGUUGGAUCAUGGUCGUGGAUGGAGGAAAGGAGGCCAUUAGCAUGCCCAAAACAGCUGUGGGUGACCUGGAGUUUCUCAGCAAGGAAGCGGACAUCUUCCUGGGUGGUCUAAGCCUGAAUGCUGGAGUGGAUCUGUCUGGCUGUCUGGGUCCUGUCGAGAUUGGGGGGCUUCUUCUCCCUUUCCACCCCGAUACAGAGCUGAACCUGCCCAGACCUCAGGAGGAGCAGUUUUUGAGGAUAAACAGCAAUGCUCCCCUGCUGUACGGCUGCUGGGGAGCCAGUGUUUGCACACCUAACCCUUGCAGGAACGAGGGUGUCUGCGAGGACCUGUUUGACCUGCAUCAGUGCACGUGUUCCUCCGAGUGGACGGGCCACCUGUGUCAAGACUCGACAGACCCCUGCAUCUCCGGGCCCUGUCUCUACGGCAACUGUGUCAGCCUACCUGGAGGGUAUAAGUGUGCGUGUGAGCAGGGGUACAGCGGCGAGCAAUGUGAGGUAGAAGUCGAUAUGUGUGAAAAAAGCAAUUGCAGCCACGGCGCCACGUGCCUCAAAGGCUUCCAGACGUACUCCUGUCUAUGCCCUCAAAAUAUGACCGGCCAGUACUGCGACGAGAAACUCCCUGAAAUCCCAUGGUACAUCGAGACCAAUCCACUUCCUCGGUUGCCCGUGUCUACAUGCACGGGUACACGGUGGAACUACAGCUGCUUUAAUGGAGGAAGCUGCUCCGAGGCUGAUGAUGCUUGUUACUGCCUGCCUGGCUUCGCGGGACAAUGGUGUGAGAAGGACGUGGAUGAAUGUGCCUCUGACCCCUGUAUGAACGGAGGUUUCUGUGUCAACUAUGUGAACAGUUUUGAGUGCGUGUGCGACAUGAAUUACUCGGGGAUUCACUGCCAAAUAGACGUCAGCGACUUCUACUUGUACCUCUUCCUGGGCCUGUGGCAGAACCUCUUCCAGCUCGUGUCCUACCUCGUGAUUCGUCUCGACGACGAGCCAGAAAUUGAGUGGGGGUUCCAGAUCAACGAUUAGACCCUCUUUAUGAUGAAUAAAAUCAGACCUAGCUCGAUGUGAAGGGUUAAUCAGUCACAACAGCACAUCUACUGGAGGAGAUCUGCAACACCUUUGGGCUGUAUGAAUCAGUUUUAUCUCUUCCUGUGGGAACAUACAUGUCCACAGACAUUGCGAGCAAAUAUAUCUACCUACAUAGUCUCCGUGGUAAGGGGAAACUGUUCUCCUUUGUGGCCUCUUGUGAUUUAGGUUGAUAAACCAGGUGUAUCUGCAUUAAUCUACAUAAUACCUGCAGUAUUUAAGUGGUCCGUGUUGCAGAUACACAGCUCUUGGUUUCAGUGUGCACUCGUAAACAUGAGACUUUUAUGAAUGUUUGAAUUUUUUAUGAAGACAAUUUUUUUUAAAUCUCAGCUUUACAACGAGCUGCUAACGAGGAACAGUGGCUGUUGAUAUACGUUACGUAUUCGUGUAAUGUAUUGACAGGGUCAGCAAUAGAGAUGUGUCUGUUGUGAACAGGUUUAUUUGGUUAUGUUGAACAAUACAUACUCCAUCGUGUUUUUGACAGUGUGUGAAUCUGGUUCUAAUACUGAAAACUACACUUUAGAGAGCUCUGUGUGUGCCUUAAAUAUCCACUUUUUGAUCUGUGCGACAGCUUUUCUCUCACUGGGUUUUGUAACUGUUCCUCGCAUAGUUAUAAUCAAGUGGAUGAAACUGAAAUUACAAUAUAUGUAUCUAAGACGUAUUUACAAAUAUUUAUGUAACGUAAUAUAAAAUAAGUUGUCCUGCAUACAGUAUCUGAUCUUGAAAGGGAACCCAUUAUGCUUUUCCUUCAUUUCUCAAACAUAGCAUCUACAAUUGUGGAUGCUCAUGUUAAACAUGGAUAGAGACUGAACUGGUGAGGUCAGCAAAUGCAAACGUGAGUUAAACACUCACUUUUAUGCAUUUUUUUUUCUUUUGGCACUGUGUGAUGUGAUAUGCCUAAUAUGACUAUCAGGCACACCUGACGGGCUGCAAAAGGUCCAAUAUGUGAUUAAAAAAAGGAUCAUACUGAAAUAUGAAUCAUGCAAACCUACUCUGAGUCACAGGAAAAAAACAUGUGGAUGGAAAUGAGCAUUAAAGGUCUCUUUUAGGAGAAACAAAUAUAAAUAAAUGUGAAAUGUUUGGAA